UUUCUGCAACCAUGACCUCUCCUUUAAUUUGUGAAUCCAACUUCUCCGUUCCACAGCCAAAGAAAAAGCUCAAAACCCAUCCCAUUCCAUGUCACUUCCAAAUUAAACCGCCGCGCCACUAAACCGCCAUAUCCUCUCUCCAGCCCCGUCUCAAGCUCUUCUCUUCCAAUGGCCAUCUGUACAGUCUACACCGGCCGGUCACUCAACCCAACACCCUCAAUCUCCACGCCCACAAAAACCAACCUCGGAUUCCACCAGAAGCAGGUGGUUUUCUACAGCACCUGCAAGAAAACCGCCCGGAGAGGCGGCGGCAGCACCAUAACAUGCUCGGCUGAGACCAAGACGGUGGUGAUUGGGCUGGCAGCGGACUCCGGCUGCGGGAAGAGUACCUUCAUGAGGCGGCUGACCAGUGUGUUUGGCGGCGCGGCGGAGCCACCCAAGGGCGGCAACCCGGAUUCUAACACCCUGAUCAGUGACAUGACCACUGUGAUCUGUUUGGAUGAUUACCACUCGCUCGACAGAACUGGGAGGAAGGAGAAGGGGGUGACUGCUCUUGACCCAAGAGCCAAUGACUUUGAUCUCAUGUAUGAGCAGGUUAAAGCCAUUAAAGAUGGAGUUGCUGUUGACAAGCCCAUCUACAAUCAUGUCACUGGCCUUUUGGACCCUCCUGAGCUCAUCAAGCCUCCCAAGAUCCUUGUCAUUGAAGGCCUCCACCCAAUGUAUGAUGGAAGGGUAAGGGACCUCUUGGACUUCAGUAUCUACUUGGACAUCAGUAACGAAGUCAAAUUUGCAUGGAAAAUUCAGAGGGACAUGGCAGAGAGAGGACACAGCCUUGAAAGUAUCAAAGCCAGCAUUGAAGCCAGAAAACCAGAUUUUGAUGCUUACAUUGAUCCGCAGAAGCAAUAUGCUGAUGCUGUGAUUGAGGUGUUGCCAACACAACUCAUUCCUGAUGACAACGAGGGGAAGGUCUUGAGAGUAAGGUUGAUAAUGAAAGAAGGGGUGAAGUUUUUCAACCCAGUUUACCUCUUUGAUGAGGGCUCCACCAUCAAUUGGAUACCCUGUGGGAGGAAGCUCACCUGCUCCUACCCCGGCAUCAAGUUCUCCUAUGGCCCUGAUGCCUACUUUGGCCACGAGGUGUCGGUCCUGGAGAUGGAUGGCCAGUUCGACAGACUGGACGAACUCAUCUACGUUGAGAGCCAUCUGAGCAACAUCUCCACCAAGUUCUAUGGCGAAGUCACGCAGCAAAUGCUGAAGCACGGAGACUUCCCGGGCAGCAACAAUGGAACAGGGCUCUUCCAGACGAUUGUCGGGUUGAAGAUCAGAGACCUGUUCGAGCAGAUUGUCGCUAGCAAGGCUGCAGCUCCAUUGGAGGCUACAAAAGCCUGAAGGCAGGCAACAACUUAUCUGAACAAUGAACAUGUCUUCUUCUUACCUCCAUCAUCACCCUUUUUCUCUUAUUGUUCCUCAGAUUUUCUAUUCCCCUCCAGUUGACUGCUGCUGCUACUAGGUAAAAAGAACGAUAGAGAAGCACUGCUUAUAUUCACUUGUUCUGAAACUCUUCUAGAGACUUGUAAUAUAGAGAAGGGAAAGCAGAAAUGAAAUUCAAUUAAGAAGAGCAACAUUGGGACAUUCCACCCUUA
Diospyros lotus (date-plum) is the source of this 1640-nucleotide messenger RNA. RefSeq names its product phosphoribulokinase, chloroplastic. The transcript has 5 exons. The coding region runs from base 169 to 1386 and encodes 405 amino acids. Gene Ontology annotation, biological process: carbohydrate metabolic process. Gene Ontology annotation, cellular component: cytoplasm; chloroplast. NCBI's taxonomy places the organism in Eukaryota, Viridiplantae, Streptophyta, Magnoliopsida, Ericales, Ebenaceae. The record is from RefSeq and is a predicted model, not a curated record. Gene Ontology annotation, molecular function: phosphoribulokinase activity; ATP binding.